Seminavis robusta is the source of this 1677-nucleotide messenger RNA. NCBI's taxonomy places the organism in Eukaryota, Bacillariophyta, Bacillariophyceae, Naviculales, Naviculaceae. The record is from the annotation of a GenBank genome assembly.
AAGUGAGAUCCAACACUCCAUGCCAAGCAUGGUAAAAGGAUUUCUUGUUUUCCUGCACCUUUCAUCCUUUUACAACCAUCACCAUGGCCACCGCAACUCCAAGGACGCUGGAUGAGUUUGUCUAUCGCUUGAUGGGAGAAGAGCCAUACAUGUCUCCACGGGAUCGAGUUCGGCAGCGUCGGAGGGAACGACAUCCCUUUGAACGAGAUCCCAAGACGUGGUAUCAACCAGUCUACCAAGCGCGCUUUCACCUAGCACGAAGAGCCACCAGAGCAGCAGUGGCAUCUCCUGCUACCAAGCCUCUUUCGAAUGAUACCAUCAAAUCUAUUUUCUGUCGAGAAGAAGUCUUGUCCUAUUUGUCGCCGCAAGGCAUCAUUUCGCUCUGGCAAAGUUGCAAAGCAUGUCAAAUACCCACACUCAAGCGGCGAAAGGACAUGAUGUUACAGAGUGUCUUUCAAUAUUUGCGCAUUUCACUAGAAGCAGCCCAAUUUGUACAAGAUACCUAUGAGGGCGGCUGGAAUACCUUUUUACCCCGUUUGGUCUCCCUCUGUAACUAUUUGGCACACAAGGUGUAUGGGCCGUUGUUGGAACCGGAUCUGGCCCAUCGUGUCUAUGUGGCGGAACAAGCAUGUUUUUAUGGCGUCAGAAGAUCCAAUCGAUGUCGAAUGGGGGCAUUGGCAGCAUACGAAUCCAACCACCAGAUUGAAAAGGCGCGGAGUGCGGGCCAGAUCCGGUUUGGGUAUGAGAGCGAAGACGAGGAAGAAGAACGGGAAGCAAACAAUCCACAGCCACGACCACCCCAAGCCGUCCCAUCCCUCCACGACCUCGUUCGGAUUAAUGCGAGACAAAUUGCUUGGGGUCACCCCGAGUUUAUCAAUGGCUACGAUCAAGUUGUUGCCGGUUGGUUAGAAGAGAAUCGGCAAUGGAUGCAAGCUGAAGUAUCCUCCGAGUUGCAAGCUGGUAGAAAGAUUUUCAACAACCAGUGUUCCAAAAUAACAUUAAAAACAAACGAGGACAAGGGUGGAUCAGAGGAGGAACCCGCCAAAAAGAAACGGGCUACUGCUGCUUCGGGUCCUCUACAAUAUCUGGCAGAAAAUGAAAACGUCCGACGUCGUCUCGUGGAUGGCUUGCACCCGGCCAUUUGGUUAUCCUAUGAUGAUGGCCAUCGGGCAGAACUUUUGGAAACGCAUGUCACCGUAGGACCCGAGCUGCAACAGAUCAUUGGGACUGUCUCGACGCAUCACGAGUUUUCGCAGGAUGAACAACCGGGCAGGACGAAGGCAACCUUUGAGACUUGCUUCUUUUCGGAUGCAACGAGGGGUACUGAUUUUCCCGGUGGCAUUGUAGGAUACUUGAUUGGAAGCCCAUGUUACCCAGAAUCAUGGUCCGACCGCACGGUGACCAUGGGCAUGUGUAUCUGGUGCAUGCGGCACCGCAUUGCGCCCUUUGACAAUCCGUCCAUCGACUGGGAGCGCCUCAUUGACGCUGUGGUAGACUCGGAAGCUAGCAAUCGAUUCUCCGUUUUCGGAGAGCCUGGUUUCUACAAGGAAGCCUUGAAAGCGGAGGUCUUUGGACCUGCAACUCCUUCCGAGUUCCUGGCAAGACUUCUAUAGAUUUAGAUGAUACCAUAGAUCUGUUCUUAAUCAAAUGCUAGUAGUUGCGGUAUUGACUGGCUGA